GGGCUGGGGUUGGUAAGGUCGGGCCAUGGUGGGGCCGAGGUUGGGAAGAUGGCGUUGCGAGGUUGGGCACAGCGAGGCUGGGGCUGCGGUCAGGCGUGGGCGCCUCCAGUGGGCGGCGGCUGCCCGGAGCUCUCUGCGGCCCAGGCCCCGCGGCUGCUCGGACGCAGGUUUAACUUAUUUCUUCAGCAAAAAUGUGGCUUUAGAAAAGCGCCAAGGAAGGUUGAACCGCGAAGGUCAGACAAAGGGUCGGGUGGUGAAUCGUACAAGAGAAGUGCCUUGAUCCCGCCUCUGGAAGAGACCGUUUUUUAUCCUUCCCCCUACCCUCUAAGAACUCUUGUGAAGCCCUUCUUCUUCACCGUUGGGUUCACAGGCUGUGCAUUUGGAUCAGCUGCUAUUUGGCAAUAUGAAUCACUGAAAUCCAGGGUCCAGAGUUAUUUUGAUGGUGUAAAAGCUGACUGGUUGGAUCACAUUCGGCCACAAAAGGAAGGAGACUUCAGAAAGGAGAUUAACAAGUGGUGGAAUAGCCUAAGUGAUGGCCAGCGGACUGUGACAGGCAUCAUAGCCGCAAAUGCUCUGGUAUUCUGCCUAUGGAGGGUGCCAUCACUGCAUCGAACCAUGAUCAGAUAUUUUACAUCCAACCCAGCAUCAAAGGUUCUUUGUUCUCCAAUGUUGCUGUCAACCUUCAGCCAUUUCUCCCUAUUCCACAUGGCAGCAAACAUGUAUGUUUUGUGGAGCUUCUCAACCAGCAUCGUGAACAUUCUGGGUCAAGAGCAGUUUGUGGCAGUGUACCUGUCUGCAGGUGUUAUUUCCAAUUUUGUCAGUUAUGUGUGUAAAGUUGCCACAGGAAGAUAUGGACCUUCACUUGGUGCAUCAGGAGCGAUCAUGACUGUGCUUGCAGCAGUCUGCACCAAGAUCCCAGAUGGGAGGCUCGCCAUCAUCUUCCUCCCGGUCUUCACCUUCACAGCAGGCAAUGCCUUAAAAGCCAUCAUUGCCAUGGAUACAGCUGGGAUGAUCCUGGGAUGGAAAUUUUUUGAUCAUGCAGCACAUCUUGGGGGAGCUCUCUUUGGAAUAUGGUACAUCACUUAUGGUCAUGAACUCAUUUGGAAGAACAGGGAGCCUCUAGUGAAAAUCUGGCAUGAAAUAAGGACUAAUGGUCCCAAGAAAGGAGGUGGCCCUAAGUGAAGCAGAGCUGGCCCGUGUGGUGCGUCUGCUCCUGGCUUCUCGAGGACUCAGCGUCCAGCGGCCCCAGUGUUUCAAAUGUCCCCAGUACAUGUAUGUCUCCUUAGAAAAUUAUGGUAAAGUUGUGAAAUAAAUGUUUAUAUCUCUAGUUUGUAAA
Molecule: messenger RNA, 1336 nt
Organism: Peromyscus maniculatus bairdii (prairie deer mouse)
Lineage: Eukaryota; Metazoa; Chordata; Mammalia; Rodentia; Cricetidae
Gene: Parl
Product: presenilin associated rhomboid like
Cellular component (GO): membrane
Molecular function (GO): serine-type endopeptidase activity
Source: RefSeq, a predicted model, not a curated record